AUGGUGCAGCUUACCGUGGAGGCAAGGGACGCGAAGCCGGGGUACGUCCUGGCGGUGGGGGUUGGGGGCCAGCAGAGAUGCGUGCAGCUGGGCCGAAGGAGCGUCUUCGACUUCGAUGUGUCGGGCGAGGCAUCUGCCAAGGUGGACCUCUAUCAGCGAGUCAGCUCCUGCACCGUUAGCUUCGAUGCAGGCGCCAGCAGCUGCCAAAGUCUGCAGCUGCCGCUGAACAUGUCCCUGCAAGUGGGUGCGUCUCAGGGACUCAGCUGGAACAGCAUGUUCGGCUGGUGCAACUCCCAGACCGAGAACUCGGAGUUCACCACCAGCGUCAGCGCUGUUCCAGUGCACGACCCGGUCAUGCUAGAGGACCGGCCCCGCAUGCUGGUGCUCACCGACGUGGGCGAGGAGAUCGACGACGAGGCGUCUUUGUGGCUUCUGCACCAGCACCUCAAAGCUAGCCCUCGCCUGCAGGCAGACAUCGUCUUCGUGACGGGCUCGCCCCUGGAACGGGCCACCCGGUGGGCCACCUGGCAAAGCGACACCGCGACGCCGAUGAUCGGGCAACACCCCUUUGGGAGAUGGCUCGAGCUCUGCUUUGAGACGGUCAACUCCGGUCAGGACAAAGCGCAGGCGCAGGUUUUGAAUUCCUUGCCGGAGAACCACAAGCUCCCGGACAGCAUCCAGUACUUCGUGGGCCCCACCACCGGCAGGCAUAUGCGGUACCGCAUGAUGGCGGACGCCCAGGAACUGCGGCGGGCAGGGCUGGCGGGGCUCAUCGACCAGCCCUGGCAGGGAGGAAAGUACGACGUGGUGUUGCAGAUCUCGCCCAUCUCAGGCUUCUCCGCGGACUUUGCGAACCCCCCACCGCCCCCAGCCGGGGCGCUGGCGCUAGUAGAACCAAGGCCUGGCGCGCAAGGGCUUCUGUACCUCGUGGUGGGAGGCGAGGGCGCCACCAACUUCCCAAGGGACGAGCUCCACGUGGGCUUCAAGGAGCUCAUGGUGAAGAAGGGCUUCCGGGCGGUGCACGUUGAGAAGGCGAACUACCUGAACUGGGAGAAGGCCAUGUUCGAGACAUUCCCCCCGAAGCUCACGGAGCUGGUGCUGGACGACGAGUGGAACAAGGCGGUGGGCCGUAUCCCCCCCAUGGUGGCAAAUCUCUUUGUCCGUUUCCGCGUCAACACCUUGGUGAACUACGAGGUGGUGGACCGCGCCUUCGCGGCCUUCGAAGAAGACCUCCGCGGCACCCCCGACUUUGUGAAGGCCACCCAGUGGUGGGUGAAGGUGGAGAAGAAGGUGCUGCAGGACAUCAAGACGGGAUACAUCAAGAAGUCCCGCGACGCAGACAACAAGUCGAAGGACUGCAUGGGCAACGAGCCAGUCAGCUCGAAGGUGAAGGGCAUGAAGAUGUCCUGGGAGUCCAUUAUGUCCCGGAUCUGCGUGCGGGACAUCCUGGCGAGUACCGACAUUACGGAGACCACCUUCUCCAAGAACACGGUGGACGACAUCAUGGGCUACGCCGUGACCAUGAUGACCAGCAAGCUCCUGCGGAUCUAUGCCUACAACAGGUAUGUGAGCGGGCGAGAUCCGGACGUCGCCCAACUGGAGCCGUACCUGCUUGGCAACAAGGAGAGAUCCAGCCCCUAG
Molecule: messenger RNA, 1641 nt
Organism: Effrenium voratum
Lineage: Eukaryota; Dinophyceae; Suessiales; Symbiodiniaceae
Source: the annotation of a GenBank genome assembly